AUGGCGACGGCCCAACCCCCGUGCCAGGAGCCCACCAUUCCCUCCACCUUAUCCCAGGGAUAUGCCCGAGCGCUCCAUGCCGCCACCCACCACCCUUCCCCUCGUCCCCAAAACCCCCUUCUCCCGCCGGCGUGCGGCGAUGGGCGGCGGCGGGGUGUUCCUCCUGCAGGGAUGGCGCUCUCGGUGCUGGUGAUCCUGCUGCUCUCCGUGCUUUACGAAGCGGUGAAGAUGGGCAAAGCCGUGCUGCUGCGGCGGGCGCUGCUGGCGCUGCCCCGCAGCCUCAGCCGGGAGUCGCUGGUGGAGCCGGAGGAGGGGGACACCGCCCCCCCGCAGCGCAGGUGGUUUCGGUACCACGUCGGCCAGACGCUGUUCCACAUGGUGCAGGUGGUGCUGGGCUACAUGGUGAUGUUGGCCGUCAUGUCCUACAACGCCUGGAUCUUCCUCGGGGCCAUCGCGGGCUCCACACUGGGCUAUUUCGUGGUGUACCCCCUGCUCGGUCGGGGCUAA
Charadrius vociferus (killdeer) is the source of this 507-nucleotide messenger RNA. It is a transcript of the gene SLC31A2, whose product is annotated as solute carrier family 31 (copper transporter), member 2. Gene Ontology annotation, molecular function: copper ion transmembrane transporter activity. Bases 1 to 507 code for a protein of 168 amino acids. Lineage: Eukaryota; Metazoa; Chordata; Aves; Charadriiformes; Charadriidae. Gene Ontology annotation, cellular component: membrane. The record is from RefSeq and is a predicted model, not a curated record. The transcript has 3 exons. Gene Ontology annotation, biological process: copper ion transmembrane transport.